AUGGUACCGCAACAGAUAGUGGUUGGUUAUUCCUGGAAGGAUUAUAUAGCAGCUUUACUUGAGAAAGGACAUGCCUCAAAGGCUGCUAUUCAUAGUUGUGGUGAAGGGAAAUUAUGGGCUGGAUGUUUAGCUUUUGAUAUUAGCCGUGAAGAGGUGCUGGAGAUCGUGGACGGGUUCUCUGAUUCCAGUAUAUUACGACAAUACGGUAUUAAUAUCAACGGUAAGCGAUAUACGUUGACUAGAAUCUCUGAAGGAAAAAUAAUGGUAGGUCGAGACGUCUUCAAUGGUUCAGGAUGUGUUAUAUAUAAAUGUAACACAUGUGUUAUUAUUUGUGUUCACGAUGAAAAUAUGUCACUCGGUGGGUGUUAUUCGGUUGUAGAGAGAAUUGGAGACUUUUUGUGUAAUAAGUCAUUUUGA
Lottia gigantea (owl limpet) is the source of this 417-nucleotide messenger RNA. RefSeq lists its product as hypothetical. Gene Ontology annotation, cellular component: cell cortex. Gene Ontology annotation, molecular function: actin monomer binding. Bases 1 to 417 code for a protein of 138 amino acids. NCBI's taxonomy places the organism in Eukaryota, Metazoa, Mollusca, Gastropoda, Lottiidae. The record is from RefSeq and is a predicted model, not a curated record. The transcript has a single exon.